AUGCAGCAUCUUUGGAAGAAAAUAUUUGUUAUCUCCCACAGCACACUUUCAGUCAUUUUAAUCAUGGAAUUAGUAAUUGGAAUAAUAGGAAAUGGGUUCAUGGCCCUGGUCCACUGUAUGGACUGUGUUAAGGGAAAGAAAAUGUCCUUAAUUAAUCAAAUUCUUAUUGCUUUGUCAAUUUCCAGAAUUUUUCAGCUCUGUUUAUUGUUUAUAAGUUUAUUACUCAACUUUUCAUAUCCAGAUUUAACUAUGCGGUCAAGGAUGAUACAAGUCAGUAAUAAUGUUUGGAUUAUAGCCAACCAUUUCAGCAUGUGGCUUGCUACAUGCCUCAGUGUCCUGUAUUUUCUCAAGAUAUCCAAUUUUUCUAUCUCUCUUUUUCUUUAUCUAAAGUGGAGAGUUGGAAAAGUAGUUUCAGCUACACUGCUGGUGUCACUGGUCCUCCUGAUUUUAAAAAUUGUACUAAUAAACAUGGAAAUUAUCUUAUGCAUAAAUGAAUAUCAAAAAAACAUAUCAUGCAGCUUCAAUUUUUACUAUCAUGAAAGUUGUUGGAGGCAAGUGUUAAGUCUUCAUAUUGUUUUCCUCUCUGUCCCCUUUGUUUUGUCCCUGUCAACUUUUCUCCUGCUCAUCUUCUCCCUGUGGACACAUCACAAGAGGAUGCAGCAGCAUGUUCAGGGAGGCAGAGAUGCCAGAACCACGGCCCAUGUCAAAGCCUUGCAAACUGUGAUUGCAUUUCUCCUAUUGUACUCCAUUUUUAUUCUGUCUGUCUUAAUACAACUUUGGAACUAUGAACUUUUGAAGAAAAAUAUUUACAUUGUAUUUUGCCAGGUUAUAUACACAGCUUUUCCUUCAUUCCAUUCAUAUGUCUUGAUUUGGGGAGACAUGAAGCUGAGACAGGCCUGUCUCUCUGUAUUGUGGAGGCUGAAAUGCAAUUAUGCAGAAACAUUAGACCUCUAA
Mus pahari (shrew mouse) is the source of this 954-nucleotide messenger RNA. RefSeq names its product taste receptor type 2 member 117-like. Gene Ontology annotation, biological process: sensory perception of taste; detection of chemical stimulus involved in sensory perception of bitter taste; G protein-coupled receptor signaling pathway. Bases 1 to 954 code for a protein of 317 amino acids. The transcript has a single exon. NCBI's taxonomy places the organism in Eukaryota, Metazoa, Chordata, Mammalia, Rodentia, Muridae. The record is from RefSeq and is a predicted model, not a curated record. Gene Ontology annotation, molecular function: bitter taste receptor activity; G protein-coupled receptor activity. Gene Ontology annotation, cellular component: membrane.